CUAAGACUCCCCACUAGCCCUGCCUCCCAUGGGCAAACUGGGUGACCUUCUCUGUUCAUGGAUGCCCCGUGCGAAUCCCUCAUUGCUGCCCUUAGCACGAUUUAUUUAUUGUAUUUUCGCUGCUAUCCGAUCUGCUCGGGGCAAGAACAGCGUGCCGGCCUUUACCUUUACAUAUCCAUCGUUUAACUGACUGCCCUAGUGCGUUUGUUGAAUGUAGCUGUUUCCAGCACAACUUGUCACACAGUAGGUCUUUAAAUAGCAGUCACUGUUUUCCUUCACCCACCACACACCCACAUCUGCCUGCUUCCCACUUUAGUUCACAGGCAGUCGCAGGAAAAAACAAACAUUGGGGCAGUUCUCUGCCCAAUGGGGUCGCUCUGAGUUGGAACUGACUUGGUUUGGCUUCAUGGGACACAAAGGUGACCGAAACAGCCCCUGUCCCUGAAGAAGGGGAAGUACAAAGCAGAUGGGAGCAACCAGAAUUCCGAAGUAUUCCGAAGUGGAAGCUAGAGGCAGGUCUUUCAGGGUCGGAAAAAGCACUUUGUGGGACUGAUGGGAGGGCUUCAUGGAAGAAUUGCUUUAAGCACUGAAGCACAGAAGAAAGUAUUGAAAACCCCAAACAAAGCCAAGCCAGUUGAUUCCAACUCCUGGUGAGACCAGAUGCUUCUGGACACAACCAAUCAGCCUGUGUGCCUUUGGGCAAAGAUGACGGGCGUGGGUAAAAGCCAAAUCAAGGAAGCAGAGAGACCACUUCCUCCCUCAGGUCCUGUGACAGUUGAUUCUCAAGGUUGUGUCACCAUAGCCAUCCAUGCCAAACCUGGCUCCAAACUCAAUGCUGUAACAGAUCUGACGGCUGAAGCCGUCAGUGUAGCUAUCGCAGCCCCUCCAUCAGAAGGUGAGGCCAAUGCUGAGCUCUGCCGCUAUCUCGCCAAGGUUUUAGGACUCAGGAAGAGCGACGUGGUUCUGGAUAAGGGUGGCAAAUCUCGUGAGAAGGUGGUGAAGAUUCUGGCCUCCACAACGCCAGAAGAGAUCUUGGAGAAAUUACAAAAGCAAGCCGAAGAUAAAUAGAGGCAAGAAAUGUAAAACAUAUAUCCUUGAGAAAUGUUUUUACCGCUAACAGUGAAGAGGCUUUUAAAUCGGAAAACGUCAAAUGUACACAGAAGGAUGGACUUUGUUUUCAUGUGUUGAAUACAGAUUUUUAACUCCUGGUCCCAAAUGGCUUGGAGCACGUUGGCCUGAUUUCACCGCGCCGUGAAAGAGCGGAGCUGGAGAGGGCGUUCACGGUGGCCUGGUUCAAUGCCUUGCGCUUUGUGACGGGACUCCUGGUGCCCAGAGGUUGAGAGACUCCCAUCAAGAUCACGCUGGGCCGAGUGAGACCAGAGCCAGUGCCCUGGUUCCUAACUGAAUGCAGUUUAUUCUGAUUGUAAUUAAAACAUAGUAUUUCCA
Echinops telfairi (small Madagascar hedgehog) is the source of this 1446-nucleotide messenger RNA. It is a transcript of the gene CUNH15orf40, whose product is annotated as chromosome unknown C15orf40 homolog. The transcript has 4 exons. The record is from RefSeq and is a predicted model, not a curated record. NCBI's taxonomy places the organism in Eukaryota, Metazoa, Chordata, Mammalia, Afrosoricida, Tenrecidae. The coding region runs from base 661 to 1068 and encodes 135 amino acids. Gene Ontology annotation, cellular component: cytoplasm.